GUCGCGAAUUGUUUGGGUUUGGAUUUGUAUUUGUCUCCAGGAACACAGAUAUCUUCUUAGUAUGGAGACAGAUGAGUCAAUUGACCAGUUGAGGACUGAUUUGUUAAAGGCUCAAAUCACACUAUCCAAUAUCAAUCUCCUCCAAGCAUCUAAGUGGUGUGCUGAAGCCAUUAAUGGGUUAUCAAAUGCAUCAAAUAUCACUCAAAUUCCUACACUCGAAUUUGAUCCAUAUGACUUGCAAGAUUAUUCUAGGUUUAUAUUGGCAAAAUCUUACUUUGAUGUCAAGGAGUUUGAUAGAUGUGCUCACUCACUAGUGGGAUGUAAGAGUGGGAAUGCUGUUUUCUUGAAGUUAUACUCAAAGAUUCUUUCACUCGAUAAAAAGAUGGCUGAAGAAAAUGAUGGAUCAGAUUUGAAUUCAAAGUUGUCAAAAAUUAUCCAGGAGAUAGAGAGUUUCAACUCAUCCAGUAACCCAAACCACUUUUUAUACUAUUUACUAGGAAUAAUUUACAACAAAAAGAGGAACUACAAGUUGGCUCAACGAAAUUUGUUAGCGGCCCUAAAGUUGUUCCCAUAUAAUUGGUCUUGCUGGCAAGAGUUGAUCAAUUCAAUAAUAGAUUUUGAUGAAGCUAUGGAGUUGCUCAAUAAGGUCAAAAGUUCAAAGUCGUCUUUAAACCCAAGUAUAAUGUUCAACUUCUUCGAAGUGGUGUUAUUACAAGAAUUCUAUCAGCAAUCAGUCGAUGUCAAUCAAACUCUUGAAAAAUUAUUAAGCAUAUUUCCAAACUUCAAUUUCUUGAAGAUUCAAAAGUUUUUAAUAUGUUAUCAUUCUUUGGAUUACUAUCAAGCGGAGCUGAUUUUUGAUCAGAUUCUUGAAGAUGAUCCCUUACGGAUUGAUGAUUUGGACACUUACUCCAACAUGUUAUAUGUUAUGGAAAAGAAAUCAAAACUAUCAUUUUUGGCCCAAUAUUCGUCUAACAUUGAUAAGUUCAAACCAGAAACCUGCUGUAUUAUCGCCAACUAUCAUUCUAUGAAAGGUGAACAUGAAAAGGCUAUCAUGUAUUACAAAAGAGCAUUGAUAUUAAAUAAAAACAGUCUAAGUGCUUGGACUUUGAUGGGUCAUGAGUUUGUUGAACUUAAGAAUAGUCACGCAGCUAUUGAAAGUUAUAGAAGAGCUGUGGAUAUUAAUCCCAAAGAUUUCAGAGCCUGGUACGGGUUGGGACAAGCAUACGAAGUUCUAGAUAUGCAUUUGUACUCCUUGUACUAUUAUCAAAGAGCCACAAAUUUGCAACCAACUGACAAGAGAAUGUGGCAAGCAAUUGGAAACUGUUACGAAAAGAUAGGGAAGUUUGAUGAAUCAUUGAAAUCUUUCAAAAAGGCGUUAAGCAUUGAUAAUACCAAUAAACCACAAGAAAGUCAUGGAAGCUAUGAUCCUUACAUUUGCUAUAAACUUGCCAGCAUUUACGAGAAGAUUGCUUCUGUAAAAGAGUGUUAUAAGUACAUGAAGCUAUGUUUUGACCAAGAGCUUGACUGGGGAAUCACCGAUGAAACAUCCAAAGCGAGAUUGUGGUUAGCUCGCUAUGCGCUAGAGUUGAAGAAAUACGAGGAAGCAUAUGAAUUAACCAAGGAUUUGAAUCAUAAUAAUGCCCAUGAUAUUGAAGAAGCUAGAGCCAUUGCUAGAGAAGCAAGAAACAGAAUGAACAAAUAAUCAAAUAACCAUAGAACAAGAGUGUAUUAAAGUAUUAGGGUUGAUUAGAUUAGAGAUUAUUAAAUAAAAUAAGAUAAAAUAGAAUGAUCCCAAGAAUCUUAGCUCUGAUCAAGUAUAAGCUUGGGAUAUGUGAUAUGGGUAUGUAGUGAAGAUCAGUAAACCUUCAUCUCGGACGUUAAGGUGUCCAAACUGGAUUCUCUAUUGAUUGAACCACAAACAGUGUUGACGGCGCCAUUAAUAGUUCUUAUCAACAAGCUUAGGUCUUCAAUGGAAACUCCUGUAUUGGCAUAAACCAUCAACCUUGGUUUGGCAACAGGAAGAUGUUCAUGCACCAAAAGAUUUUUGGACCUUGAGAUGAGAAUAUUAGAACUUGCCAACACUUGAUCGACUAUCUUUUGCAAGAUAAAGUUUUCUAAAUUGUAUUUUUCAUCAAAAGGGUUGUUAUAUUUAGAUCUCCUAGCAGUCGUCAAAAAGCUAGUGUUUCCAUAAAAUUCAGGGAGAUUUAUGGCUUCUCUGAAAGGUCCCUUUAAGCUCAAUUGGAUAACCGGGGAGUUGAUGUUUGAAAUAACCUCAACAAAAUUAGAAUCUUUGAUGGCAGAAGAGAUCCCCUCGUGAAGAAAUUUGGUGUUUUCAUGUAAUUUGGAAAUUAAAAUAGAUUUUCCAUUUGAGUUUAACUUUUUGAUUUCUUUAAUUGCUUGACAAGCAACUUUAGCACAAUAAGGGGGUAAAGAGGCACUGAAAACAUAAGCUAAAGAAGAUAAUCUUUGAUGAUGGACCAUUGGACUUGCACCAACACAAAAUCCACCCGAACUUGCUAAAGAGUUGGCCAAGGUUCCCACAGUGAUGGAGACGUCAGACCUAGGAAUGCCAAAAUAUUCAGUGAUACCUCUUCCAGUGUUACCUAAAACCCCAAUAGAAUUAGACUCAUCCAAAAAUAACCUGUACUUGUACUUCUUUCUUAAUUCAACCACCUUAGGUAAGUCCAACAAAGAGCCACCAUUGCUGAAGAUUGCCUCAGUGACAAUGAAUCUUCUUUUAAGUGGUUUUUGUUUGUCUAAAGUAGGAGUGAUCUCUUUCAAUAAGUUCUCCAAGUGCUUCAUAUCAUUGUGGUGGUACCAUUCGAUUUCACAACGACUAACAACCAAAGCCUUUUGAAUAGCAAUAUUGACACCUGUAUCAACCACACAAACGUCACCUCUUUUAACAAAAGCCGGUAAUACUGAACUUGGAGUCACAAAGUCUUGACCAUAUAAAAUGGAGUUCUCUCCAUGCAAGUAAUCAGUCAAGUCUUCUUCCAAUCUGACAUGGAAAUCUUGAGUACCGUAGAAGUUUGGUGCAGAGCAGGCACCGACACCGCUAUAGUUAAUGACACUCUUAGCGAUAGUUUUGAGUUCUUCACUCUCAUUCAAAUUCAAAAAGUCAUUGCUAGCCAAGUUCACAACAUCCUUAGCCUUGUUCAAGUUUUCCAAUUGUAUACGAGCACCAUUGUGGCCCUUAACCACAGGAAGUGAUUUCAUUUGCCACUUCUCAAUAGGAGUGACUUCAUCAACGAUUUCAACAGGAUUCCAUUCAUCAAUCAAUUCAUCGAUCUCACGCUUAGACAAGGUGACCAAGUCACUCUUGUUUUCCUUUCUUCUGGAAUUAAAGAAGUAGUAAACCCCAAAGAGAAAUAGUGCCAAUUCAAAGAGCGAUCUGACGGGAUCAUCUUUGUAGGAAGCCUUGAUGUACCAUAAUAACCAAUCUCCACCUGGAACUUUACCCAAGUAGUUCAAGUAGUGAACAAAGGUAUCAGCCAAGGUAUUGCUAAGACUCUCGAGCGUCGGAGGUAAAGUUGUGGUUUGGAUUGUGGUGGUAGUUUUUGUGGUGGUAAAAGUGAAUUCACUUUCAGGAGACAUGUUUCAGGUGCUUGAAUCGAUAACAAUAAUAGGGGUUCGGAACGUCAACUAAUAUGACAAUAGUUCAAUCAAAGUAUGAGAGUAUGCCCAGAAUUAUUGGGAUGGAUACUGUGAAUUAAUGAAUGUAUGCCAAUAAUGAGGACUAUUACAAAUGGAGGGGGUUAACUUUUUUCCGUCGGUAAAUAAUAUGAUCAAGAAACUGUUAGGCCAGUA
This is a messenger RNA of Yamadazyma tenuis ATCC 10573, 3810 nucleotides long. Lineage: Eukaryota; Fungi; Ascomycota; Pichiomycetes; Serinales; Debaryomycetaceae. The record is from RefSeq and is a predicted model, not a curated record.